This is a messenger RNA of Thyridium curvatum, 6888 nucleotides long. RefSeq lists its product as uncharacterized. Lineage: Eukaryota; Fungi; Ascomycota; Sordariomycetes; Thyridiales; Thyridiaceae. The record is from RefSeq and is a predicted model, not a curated record. Gene Ontology annotation, molecular function: protein binding. The transcript has 3 exons. Bases 1 to 6888 code for a protein of 2295 amino acids.
AUGGCCCAGCAGGGCUCGCUUACCGCUAGGCUCGCAAAGCUGAGCGCGGUUGCGCAGGACGCUCAUGCCCUCCUAACGAGCCUAUACAAGAGACCAAGGCCCGUCUCUCUUGAUGUCGACAGGCUCAGCAGCCUGUUGAGGGCGCUCGCGGGGAACCUGGUCAACCUGUAUAUGCUCGCGUCCAGCGUCGAGGACAAUGGCUGCGGAAGCUCCAUCGGAUCUCACAACCUGCACCACUUGCAAGCAUGCGAGCGGACAUUGGUAUCUCUGCGACUGCUAUUGAAGGGGGAGUCCUCCUCACCGUCCGGGAGGGAGUCACUUCUCAAUCUGCUGGAUGAGCUGGCGGGCCACGUCACCAACCUGAGAAUGGCAUCCGCCUCACUGUCGCUGGCUUCCCUCUGCAAAGCACUUUCAUGUUCUAAUCCAGACGCACCAAGCAAGCCACGUGCAUUCGUUGACAGAAUCGCAUGGGAAAGCGCACGGAGAAGGCCGGGGCUGAGGGACGUCCCCUGCGCUCACCCAUACAACACCGUCACCAGUUUGACCAAGAAGCAGUGCCCCGGAACAAAUGAAUGGUUCACAACAUUGAAACAGUACCAAGACUGGGUUGAAGGACAGUCGGCACCUCUCUGGUUUUGUGGCGAUCCAGGGUCCGGAAAGACCAUGUUAGCCUCAACUAUCAUUGAGGGGCUCGUGUCCGGGGCUAGCCAAAGCACAGCGGUGUGCUUCCAUGUCGCAGACGCCAUAUCCACAGAGAAGCCAUCACUUGCAUCGGUCAUGGGCUCACUGCUCUGUCAGCUAGUCUGUCAGAACUCCCAGGCUGAGAGAAAGCUCGAUCAAUAUCUGCACUCCAAGCUCGACGAGCUCCCUACCGCUCUCGACCUCCCCGUGGACUGUCUCGGUGAUCCACCUGAUAUCGAAGGCGCGCAAUUGCGGAGCGCCCUUUUUCGUGCCAUCUCCAAGCACUUCUUCAAGAAGGUCUUCGUUGUGAUAGAUGGCAUUGACGAACUCGACGUCUCGGUCACAGAGACCAUCUCUUCCACGAACAGCUGGAUAGAGCCCGGCUCUGAUAUUCGGCUUCUGGUCCUCUCCGGAUGGCCAAAGACAGAAGACCGCGCUUCAGGCUUCUUGUAUACUGAUAUCGGCCCACCCGAGGUUGACCUGCGCUUCCUUUCCGAGUGGGCAAUACAGCAAUUGGAACCCGGAGAGUUACUGAGGCAUGUAACUCAAGCCUAUGUGCUAGACCAAAAACUCCAGAAUUUUCCCUCCACGGUCUCAGAGACAUAUGCAACGAUUCUAGCCCGAGCUGACCGAUCGAGCCUUAUCGCCGACAAUUACCCAACAUGUCAACUUACUCCCGUCUUGCUGCUGAGAUUUAGCCUUCUAUGGCUUCUACAUCUAUCUGAAAUCGAAUCGAGAGCCGGAGACAUACCAUGCCACUUCUCAAUUGAGAGUCUGUGCGAAGCCUUAUCCCUUCUCUGCUCGCCAGAUGGUGUGGAUUUGUCAGACAUACGGAUGAUUGACCCGAAAGAGCUCAUAUCACUCCUUGGAUGUAUGGUUGACUACGACUCGGAAACUGUCACACUAUCCCAUUCGACCGUCCUUGACUUUCUCAGCAACAAGGUAUGGGACAAGUACGGCGAUAUAGCCAAGGACGGCUUACGAGAAGCCAGCACCAGUCUCGGAACUAUCAUGCUUCGUUAUCUCAACCUCAAAAAUUUCAACCGACCGAGUUCCGAGUUCGAAAUACAGAAACAAUACAUCCUCAACAGACGGCAAAGACACCCUUUCUACGCACUCGCGGCUGCCUGGUGGCCCACCGUUGUGCAGGAAAUCUCAGACGACGCCUUGUGGGAACUCGCCGCGGUGCUCUUCGACAACCCGCGAUCGAAUCACUUCAUACACUGGCUUCAAGAGCUCUGCUCACAAUUGUUCCCAUCGAGGUUCGGAUUUGACGUAUCCCCAGAACCCUUUCUGAGGAUACGAAAUCUGCUCCUAAAGGGGGAAGAUCUAUCAGUACACAUCGCCGCGGCCUUGGGGGUCCCGCAGCUGUGCUCACGUCUGAUCAAAAUGGGACGGAGUCUGAAUAAAGUCGCUGGCGAUACAUUGAUAGAUGGACCGCCGAUCUAUUAUGCCAUUAUGGGGCCCAAAAUCUUCACUAUGUCCCGGACCAGCUCUGGGGUCAGCCUGUUACCUGCCGAGGAACAUGAAUUCUGGGGGCCUGCCCGAGUCAGAACGAUCGAAAUGCUCAUGGCGCAUGGUCCGGCUAUGAAUCCGUUCAAGAGCGAAAGAGGCGACAGUGUCUCGUUGACGGCCAGUGCUCUGCUCACUUCGUUUGCAACUUGGGACGCUGAAAUAUUCAUCAAGACAGCGAAUGGUCUGCCUCCUGAUCAGGACUGCCUAGAGGUCCUCAGAAUGUUGAAACGCGAUGAGUGGACCAUGGUACAAAUCAUGCCGCGCCACAGAACCUUUCUCAACCGUGUCUGUGAGUACAUCAUAGACUCCAUAUCCCAUAUGUUUGUGAACCCCACGUCAGAUCGCCAUGAAAAAUGCGACUGGUUGCCGAGUCGCUUCACGCAGGAGGAGACUCUGGGCUUCACCUUUGAGAUUGCAGAAGAACUGGGUCUUGACUGUGUCGACCCGAACUGCAGGAGGUCACUCCCCCACGAUGACAAGCUAUACUACUCCUAUGUUGAUCAGUUCAUGCGCGACUUUGAACCAGCCCUCUUGCAAUGGCUGAUGCAGGAUCCCCGGUGGGACCCUAACAAACAGCUGGACUCGGAAGGCGAUUCCGAGUCAAGCGGGCAAACAGCCCUACAUAUAGCAGUGGAAGACAGAGCCACGGAUAUAAUCAAGCGACUGUUUCAACGAGGAUCCCGUCCCGAUGUUCGUGACGCUCAAGGGCGCACGCCGCUGAUGUUGGUCGAGACCCCAGAGCACCUACGGCUGCUACUAGACCAUGGCGCAGACGUCACAGCUACAGAUGACAGCGGUCGAUGCAUCUGGCAUUUUGCGGCAGCAAAUAAUGACGCUGACCUGCUUAACGCGUUAAUCGCGUCUGGGGACGACAAGGAAGUAGCUCUGAGGCGUGUGACGAAGCAAGGGCGCACGCCACUGGCUGAGGCGUUCAUGUAUGUGCGGGAGCUGCUCAGCAUCGUUGCCCGCUCCCACGAGAAUCCGGAUGCGGCCCAGCUCCUACUGCCGCUAUGUGACGGGGACGAGGCGUACUUCAAGAGCGAUGUGCCUGUCACCCACCUCGCGGCGGAGUGGGCUUCCUUGAGCCUGUUGACGCGGCUCAUGCGAACCAAAGGCGUCGACUUCAGCAGUACCACGGAAGAUGGCUCGACGCCAAUGCACUAUCUGAACUUCGGCGCAACCCUGGAGUUCGUGCAAAAGCUCAGAGAGGCUUGUGGCGACAACGCCGAUGCUCAACGCAAGGACGGCAAGACUCCUGCCGAGACGAUCUUUCUCUCCUUCAAAGACUCCGACCCCGACCCGGACAUGCGCAUCCGCCAUCCGGCGUAUUCGAAAGAGAUCGAUCCCACUGUGUACAACGCGCUUCUGACGGCAGAGGUACUGGCAUCACGCGAUGCCGAAUCGCGAACGCUGUGGGAGCGCUUCUGCAAGGAUGUGGUGGUGGACUACAUCAGCAAAGGGCCACGCCUGAGCAUGGCAGUAGUGCAGGGGCCUAUCGCGACAGCAGUCCUUUCGCUCGUAGACAAGGGCGCUCUUGCGGAAUACGAAACGCAGCACAAGUCUUCUGGUUUCACGGUACUGGUGAGGGAUACUUGGGACAAGGACGGUAGUCAGAGCUCUGGGCCUUCCGCGUUCUCAAUCGAAUUCCCGCCAAUACCAUACAUAAUGGGUCGCUUGUACACGCACGUGCUUAAAGCGACCCAGUACAUGGGAGACAUCGCCAAGGACAAGAGCACCCUGCUGAUCUUCUGCUGGGCGGCGAGGCACGGCUUCAUGAAUCUCAUCGACCUCAUGGUCGAAAAGGGCGUCUCGCCUGUCGAGGAAGUCAAGGGAAUGUGCGCGCUCGAGGAAGCGGUGCUCUCGCCCGUGGGCAAUGCGGAUGCACUCACCCUAAUACUCACCGCCAUCGACAAGUCCCAGCUCAACGCCAAAAGCUCUCGCGGGACAACGCCCCUGCUCCAGCUCUGCACAACGACACACACGGGCAGGCCGAGGGUCGCCCUACGCGAAGAAAGGAUGACACUUCUCCUGCGCGCCGGCGCCGACCCUCACAUGCGCACGGCGGACGGCGUGCCGGCCGUGGUGCUAGCCAUCACGGAGGAGCAGUUCGAGUGCGCACGGUUGCUGAUAGAGGCGGGCGCCGACAUCCGGGCCAAGACGCCGUUGGGCAUGGACUCGGCGCUCGCGGCCGCCUACCGGGGCAACAUGCGCCUGCUCGAGAUGCUCGAGCAGCUCAGCAGGAGCGGCGACGCCGACAAGCAGGUCGAUUUCGCGGCGCGGUGCUCGCGUCCGUACGUGGAGGACGGCAAGCACACGAAGCAGAUGCUGGCGGGCUGCAACGCGCUGCACGUCGCGGCGCUGUACCAGCAGACCCACGUGGCCAGCUUCUACCUGGACAGGGGGUACUUGGGCGUGAACGACACGCAGUCGGACCGCGGGCUGACGGCGCUGCACCUGGCGGCUAUGUGCGGGGACGUCAACGGGAUCCGGCGGCUCGCGGGGCGGGGCGCCGACAUCGAGGCGCGGGACGUCGAAGGGUGCAGGCCGUUGCACCACGCCGUGCACCGUGCGCACACGGCGACGCUGAGGGCGCUGCUCGAGCUCGGUUGCGAGCGCUCGCCGCGGGACAACUGUGGUGUGACGCCGCUCAUCCUGGCGAUCCAGCUGUAUGUCCAGCCGGCCAUCGCCCUGCUUACGGAGACUGACGCGGACAUGACUGUUGCCGCCGACAUUGAUGGCGAGAAGGACGUCUCUCGGAUGAUCACCCUGCCAGCACCAGCUAGUGAGCGGCAGGCACGCGCUGUUAGCAGGCGCCAUAGCUCAGAUACCAAGCAGCCCCAGAGGGGAUGGUCGCGUAAGGGCCUGCAGGCCAUGGCAGAGGCGAUGGAGAUGGCCCUGAGCAACCAGAACGUCGACAUGUGCCGCUCCGUGCUCAACAGCGGGUGCCCCGUCGAUAUUCUGCUGCCACCGUGCCGCAACUGCACGCCGCUCAUGCUGGCGAUGCGCAUGGGCGCCGUGCACCUGGUCCAGGUGCUACUCGAGCGCGGGGCGGAGCUGCGGGCUGGCCACUGCGCGUGGCACUACCCGGCGGGUUACAACCCCGUCGGAGGGGCGUGUCGGGCGGAGCGGCUGCUGCCCUGCCUGCGACCGGUGCUGGACAGGGCACUGAGCCGCGGCCACAACUGGCUGGGCUCGCCCGUGACGCCGCUGCACGUGGUGGCCGGGACGGGUGGGCUCGAGGCGAUGCAGGUGCUGCUGGAGCAUAUCACUGAGCAUGUGGACAAGUAUAGAGCGUGGCUACCAGCAGACCUUGAGGUGCCGAUGCCGCCCGAGGAAGCCGGGUCGCGGGGCGUGCACGCAGUCGUCCGGGUCAUCGUCAACCUACGCUCCGGAGUGGCCUUCCGGAAGUCGUCCUACGACGACGCCGGGUCAACGCCCCUGCGCAUUGCCGCGGGCUACGGCGCGACGCCAGCCAUGGUGAACCUCCUGCUCGACUAUGGCGCCGACCCAAACAUACCCGACUUUUGUCUCGACUACCCGCUGCACAACGCCAUAAGCAACGGCCUUGCCGGCACGGUCAAGGUGCUGCUCGAGCGGGGCGCGUUCCCGGACGCGCGCGACAACAAUGCGUACACGCCGCUGAUGUUAGCCUGCUGCGACCCUUUCACGCAGCAGGACCGCGCCAAUUACCCCCCGUGGCGCAGCGACGCCGUGGCCACGGUGCGCAUCCUCAUCGAACACGGCGCAGACCCGCGCGUGCGCGACGUCGACGGCUCGAGCCUGCUCAACCUGGCCGCCAAGCAGGGGCGCAACCCGGCCGUGUUUGACUACCUCGUGCGCACGACGGGCCUGGAUCCCUUCCUGCGGGACAAGACGUGCUACGCGCCGCUGCACGACGCCGUCCUCAACCGCGCGUACACGUCGUACGUGCUGUCGGGCGCGUACGACCUGCGCCGGCUCGCGGCCGAGGAGGACCUUCCCAAGGGCCUGUUCGCCAUCGCCGCCGACGACAACGACCAUAUCCUGCCGCGGCUGCUGCGCCGGUGGCCGCGCGAGUUCCUGGGCGGGUACGUCGGGCGCGUGCAGGGGCGGUACGUCAGCGCGCUGUGCAAUGCGGCGGCGAGGGGCCACGAGAGGGCCGCGGCGGCGCUGCUCGACUGGGGAGGGGCGGACAUGGAGCUCGAGGGCGCGCCGGAGGGGACGGCGCUGAUGACGGCGUGCGUGUACGGCCGGCUCGGCGUGGCGAGGAUGCUGGUGCGGAGGGGUGCGGCCGUAAGCUACCGCCGCCGCCGCCGGCGCCACGCCCACCCCGGGAGUGAGGGGCUGGGAGGAGAUGGUCAAGGGGAGUGGGAGACCAGGAGUGCGCUGGCGGUCGCGACGCCGAAGAUUCGGCGGUGGAUCCUGGUGGGGCAGUUCACGGAGCGGCCGAGGCGGGUGGGGUACCGCGCCCGGGACGGAGGGGCAACUCCGGACGCGGCGGUUACGGAGGAGGAAGGAUUCAAGCCCUGGUCGGGGGUGCGGGAGGUUGCAGUCUUGUUCACGGGGUCUGGGCAGUUCUACGGGCGGACGGCGGGGGAGUCGCUGCUCGGCUUUGUCAAGCGAUGCGCGCGGAUCCGGAGGGAGUUCCGGGGCCAGGUCGUGGUGCCGUACGACCACGAGGGCGAGGGGGAGGGGAGGACGGCAUCGUCAUAG